AUGCUGCACGGAGCUCGGGCGAUCCCGCAAAAAGCCUACGACGCACACACGCGUGGCAAAGAGAGAUGUGUGCGUGAACGGGCUUACAUAACACCCAGCGAGAGUGCAUUAACUCUGGGGGGGAGGGGAGUGGGAGAAGCGAGGACCUUUCUCCGCGGCUCUGGCCUGGCGCUUUCAGUGCCGGCCGCGCUGCGCGGGCGCCGCGGCUGUGCGCGUGUAACGCCACGCGAGCCACGCACACCGGCCCACGCUCACUUUCACUUGGCGAACUAUUCG
This is a messenger RNA of Iphiclides podalirius (scarce swallowtail), 276 nucleotides long. The record is from the annotation of a GenBank genome assembly. NCBI's taxonomy places the organism in Eukaryota, Metazoa, Arthropoda, Insecta, Lepidoptera, Papilionidae.